This is a messenger RNA of Chaetomium strumarium, 831 nucleotides long. RefSeq lists its product as uncharacterized. The record is from RefSeq and is a predicted model, not a curated record. Gene Ontology annotation, molecular function: protein binding; peptidyl-prolyl cis-trans isomerase activity. The transcript is spliced from 3 exons. NCBI's taxonomy places the organism in Eukaryota, Fungi, Ascomycota, Sordariomycetes, Sordariales, Chaetomiaceae. Gene Ontology annotation, cellular component: nucleus; cytosol. The coding region runs from base 283 to 831 and encodes 182 amino acids.
ACUACACCCGGACACAAGAGUCAAGACAGACGUGACGUGACCUCCCCGCUGAGCCAUGUGACAAGUGACAAUGACACAGUGCAGCACGGGUUCCCAACAACUGAAACAGGGAUCGGGGCGAACGGUGCCGUGCCCUGGCAACAAGCAAUUGCCCCACAUCUCCAUCAACCACCCCGCCUUUUAUGCGGAAGCCUGCCCAAAGCCCCGGGUCAAGAUCCACCGUUGUUGCUUGCUGCGAACGUUGUCGCUCACAGUGUAGCAAGAGUCCAUAGUCAGACAACCAUGGCCGACCAACCCGAGACCGGGCUGCCCCCCAACUGGGAGGUGCGGCACAGCCAGUCCAAGAACCUGCCCUACUACUUCAACGCGGUCGAGAAGGUGUCGCGGUGGGAGCCGCCCCCGGAGACGGACACGGAGAAGCUCAAGAUCUACAUGGCGACCUACCACAGCAACAAGGGCGGGCUGGCGGCGGGCUCGGGCGAGGAGCGGCAGCCGGGCAAGAUCCGCGCGGCGCACCUGCUGGUCAAGCAUCGCGACAGCCGGCGGCCGUCGAGCUGGCGCGAGAACACCAUCACGCGCAGCAAGGAGGAGGCCUACGACAUGAUCCGCGCGCACGAGCGCCGCAUCCAGAGCGGCGAGAUCUCGCUCGGCCAGCUGGCGCUCACGGAGUCGGACUGCGUCAGCGCCCGCAAGCAGGGGGAUCUGGGCUAUUUCGGCCGCGGCGAUAUGCAGAAGGAGUUUGAGGACGCGGCGUUUGCGCUGAAGCCCGGCGAGAUCUCAGGGAUUGUGGAGACGGCCAGCGGGUUGCACUUGAUUGAGAGGCUCGAGUGA